UAUUGACAUAAAGUAUUGAUCCUUGUAGAAAGGCAGAUCAACAGACGUUUCAUUAUCUGUCGCGAUAUUUGGCUUGUGGCUGGAGCAGAAUUCAAAUCGUGUUCCGUAGACGGUGGAAAACAAAAAAAUAUGUGAGGUGUGGUGGUACUGUGCCCUUUUUGACGGCAUGGUGGCAAGGUAUGCUAACAAGCAAGGUUGCAAGCUAAACAGCUUGCCAGUUAUCCUCUUAAUAUAUGAUCACUCUGAGGGUAACUGCGCAAUCAACAGUAAGCUUGCAAUUUUGCAAGCUAGCUAGCUAAUCUAGUCCACAGGCUCAAUUGCCAGAGAGAGCCGGCUGGUGGACGAGAUUACGAGUUUAGCUAAUGGAGCUAGUGAACUCGAAUAUCAGGAGGAAAAAAAAGCUUGAUAUCUAGUUACUAGCUAGCUAUGAGGCCUAGCUUGUCAGAUACACAUAUUUUAUCUAAUGUUAGUGUUGUUUAUCAGUUGUAUGCUGCAUUGUUCACUAGAAAGCAUAUGUAUACCAUCGUUUUAUCCAGUUUCGUGCCUACUAAAUAGGACCCAGUUACUGAGUCCCAGUUGUAGAGCAGUUACUACUAGCUACAUUCUUUAUCCAUUUUUCUCGCAACACGGUUUAGCUCCGGGUUUGUCUUUAGUCCACCAUUAGACUAAUCUAUUUGGCAUCCUUGUUUGUUCUGUUCAUUUAAUCAGAUAUUAUAAUCACAGAAUAGCCCACAUGCUUUACAUAAUUGAACAACUAUCCCACCUGACGCCAUUGCUGUACUUAAUGUGUGUCCCACACCUUCCUUAAUAAGUGCUCCUGUAAAAUUUCUCUCUUAUUGCUUCUCUUCAAUUGUGAAAUAUGUCUACUUCAGGAGAUGAUGCGAUCCAGCGACUACAACACAGGUUGAAAGAAGCAGACGGUGCACUGCAGAAAGCAACCCAAUAUGGCCUUCAGCUGCUGAAUCUGCAGAACAAGUUGGAUGAACAGCGGAUAGAGAUGACCAACACUGUGGAGGCCCAGGAGCAAGAGAAAUGCUCUCUGCAGCGGGAAGUGGAGCUGACAAGCCGUGUGCAGGACAGCCUGCGCUCCGACUACGACUUGGUCAAGAGCCAGCAGAGGCUGCAGUGGGAGAAACAGGAAUCCCUGCUGGAGAGGACCCAUGCUAUGGAGCUCAAUGAGUGCAAUAACAAGAUGACAUUGAAGGCACAGCCCUCUGCAGCCCCAGUGGAAACGGACAGCGGGGAUGGGACUUACUACACUGACCUGAAAAUGCAACUUUCAAACUGUGAAGGAUGCAGAGCGACUGGGGGAUGAGUUGUCCAUGCAAAGAAUGAAGUCACUCUCUGAGAGUCAAAGAGAACUGGAGCUGGAGAGAAAGCUUUUCAGUGCAGUGAGGGCCCUCAAACAGAGCCAGAGUGACAACAUCAAGCUGCAAGUGGAAGAGUUUAAGUUUAAAUAUGAGCCCGAUGGUAAAUUUGCCUAUAUAGUGACAUUUACUGGAACACAUAGGUGCAGUGAUUACUUACAUAUUUUAAACAUUUAGACAAUAGGUAAGAGGUAUUAACUCAAUCAUAUGUUGUGUUUUUAGAGGUGAAUAAAAAAUCUUAUUCAGAAGCGCAAGUGCGAGAAACUCCCUGUAGACAUCUCUAGUGACCUCCCAGAGGUGAAGAAAGAGGAGCCCAUGGUCCUGGAGAUGGAGCUCCCCAAGCACAUGAAAGACGAAACGGAAGCAGAGGCCCACCCUUGUGUAAAGGAGAGGCCCACCGUUACCCCUCUGCAGCCCCAAGCCUAACCCUGCCUUGCCCGGAGACAGCAAGUGUGUCCGCAUCUGUGAGGAGCCCCCAAACGCUAUCCCCAACCGCCCCAUGUCCGUGUCCCCAUGGUCCUGCAGACCCCUGUCUCUCCUCCUCCGCGGUGUCAACUUUGGUUUCUUGGUCGUCUUCUUCCUGGGUUUUGUUCGGGCUCUCACCACUCGUCCACCACUGCCUACCCUUCCCCUGUCUUUCGGAAGGGCUGUCACAGGGAAGAGUCUGCACUGAUUUGCCUUUGACUUCCAGUAGGGGCAAAUAUGCUGCCACCUGACCUAAAAAUUGUAUUAAGAUACCCUUUUAUAAGUAUUGUACUUUCCGGGACAUUAUUCCUACAAAGCUGACCGCCUGUAUUAAGGUUAGAAUUGCUAUUAGGAGAACAGUUGUAAUUUACUGUAUACUCUGUACCAUGAGUCAGUGUGUAACUUGUUCUUCCGUUGCAUGCUUUAGAUGCAUAUAAUUUAAGUACUAAUAAUGGUUUACAGCCUGCUGCCUUUGGGAACAGUUUCAAUGACGUUUAUCAUUGUUUUAGCAUUUUCCUGUUCUUAUUAACACCUACUUUAAUUUGGUCAAGUGGUUUUGGAAUUAACCUGUUUACCAUCAAUCUAAUGGGGUGGAUUGUAUGGCGUACCACGUAGGCCUAGAACAUUUGUUUGUAAAUGAAUCCUUUGAUAUUUGUACUAUAAAUGAAGACGACAGGAACACCUACGUGAGAAUGCUA
Molecule: messenger RNA, 2530 nt
Organism: Coregonus clupeaformis (lake whitefish)
Lineage: Eukaryota; Metazoa; Chordata; Actinopteri; Salmoniformes; Salmonidae
Product: protein Spindly-like
Exons: 4
Coding region: 860-1315 (151 amino acids)
Source: RefSeq, a predicted model, not a curated record